CAGAACAAUGACAUGAAAAGACAGUUUUUGCUGGAGCGUCUGCUGGAUGCAGUAAAACAGUGCCAGAUCCGCUUUGGAGGGAGAAAGGAGAUCGCCUCAGAUUCUGACAGCAGGGUGACGUGUCUCUGUGCCCAGUUUGAAGCUGUCCUGCAGCAUGGCUUGAAGCGGACCCGAGGACUGGCGCUCACUGCGGCGGCGAUCAAACAGGCAGCGGGCUUCGCCAGCAAAACGGAGACAGAGCCCGUGUUCUGGUACUACGUGAAGGAGGUCCUGAACAAGCACGAGCUGCAGCGCUUCUACUCCCUGCGUCACAUCGCGUCUGAUGUGGGCCGUGGACGCGCCUGGCUGCGCUGUGCCCUCAACGAGCACUCCUUGGAGCGUUACCUGCACAUGCUCCUGUCUGACCACAGCAGGCUCAGCACUUUUUAUGAAGACUGGUCAUUUGUUAUGGACGAAGAGCGGUCUAGCAUGCUCCCUACCAUGGCAGCUGGUCUGAACUCCAUACUGUUUGCCAUUAACAUCGACAACAAGGACUUAAAUGGGCAGAGUAAGUUUGUGCCCACCGUCUCGGACUUCUUAAAGGAAUCCACGCAGAAUAUGACGCAGGGGGUGAGCAGCAUCAUCAGGGAGAUCACGGCGUCCUCUGCUGUCUCCAUCCUCCUCAGACCCUCCCAGGAGACUGACCCCCUGCCUGUCCUGUCCAAGAAUGUCAGUGCCGAUUCUAAGAGUAAAAAGGAACGGAAGAAGAAGAAGAAGGUCACCAACAUUAUCUCCUUUGAUGACGAGGAAGAGGAUCCAACGUCCGGUGACGUGUGCAGAAAGAUUCCUGGGGCUGGGGAGAGCUCAGAGGACAACUCGGACCGCUCCUCAGUCAACAUCAUGUCAGCCUUCGAGAGUCCCUUUGGACCGAACUCCAACGGCAGCCAGAGCAGCAACUCGUGGAAAAUUGACUCCCUGUCUUUGAACGGGGAAUUUGGGUACCAGAAGCUCGAUGUGAAAAGCAUCGAUGACGAGGACGUGGACGUGGAUGAUGUGUAUGGAAACACGCCGGGGAGGAAAUGCUUGGGACACUCAGAGUCGCCCGAGAAGCCUCUGGAUGGCGACACCUGCCUGUCCCCGGUGCACAGCUGGGCCCCGCUGCAGGUGCUGCACGGGGACGCCGAAGUCCUCUUCCCAGUCAGCGUCGGAGGCGUGGGCACCUUUGGCCCUGAAGAUGCCCCGGUUGGAAGCCUGGAAAACGGGACAGGCCCAGAGGAACACAGCCUCACGGAGCCCGGCUGUCGCUACAGGGUGGAGGCCAGUCCCCCCAGCCAGGGCAGUCCUCUGAGCAGCCUGCUGCCUUCCACCUCGAUGCCAGAGUCAAUGACGAUUAACGAGCUGCGGCAAGCCAUCAUGGCCAUGAUGAAUAGGAAAGACGAACUGGAAGAAGAGAACAGAUCGCUGCGGAACCUGCUGGAUGGUGAGAUGGAACAUUCCGCAGUGCUUCGCCAGGAGAUCGACGUGCUGAAGAGGAAGGUGGCCGAACAGGAGGAGCGGCACGUGGCAAAGAUCCAGGCGUUGGCCAGAGAAAACGAGGUGCUCAAAGUCCAGCUGAAGAAAUAUGUAGGAGCUGUCCAGAUGCUGAAAAGAGAAGGCCAGUCUGCAGAAGUUGUGCCAAAUCUGUGGAACGUCGACGGGGAAGUUACUGUCUCAGAGCCGAAGCCGGGUGAAGUGGCCGAGGAACUUGCAAGCUCCUAUGAACGAAAGCUCAUAGAGGUGGCGGAGAUGCACGGUGAGCUGAUCGAGUUCAACGAGCGCCUGCACCGGGCCCUGGUGGCCAAGGAAGCACUGGUGUCACAGAUGAGGCAGGAGCUCAUCGACCUACGGGGUCCGGUGCCCGGAGACUUGAGUCAAACAUCUGAAGACCAAAGUUUGUCGGAUUUUGAAAUCUCGAACCGGGCGCUCAUCAACGUCUGGAUCCCGUCGGUGUUUCUCAGGGGCAAGGCAGCCAACGCGUUCCACGUCUACCAGGUCUACAUCCGGAUAAAGGAUGACGAAUGGAAUGUCUAUCGGCGCUAUACGGAAUUCAGAAGUUUGCACCACAAGCUACAGAACAAGUAUCCUCAAGUGAGGGCCUACAACUUCCCACCCAAGAAGGCCAUUGGAAACAAGGAUGCCAAGUUCGUAGAGGAACGGCGGAAGCAGCUCCAGAAUUAUCUGCGUGGCGUCAUGAACAAAGUCAUCCAGGUGGUCCCCGAGUUUGCUGCCAGCCCCCGAAAGGAGACGCUCAUUCAGCUGAUGCCCUUCUUCAUUGACAUCACCCCUCCCGGAGAGCCGCUGAACAAGAACAGUCGCCCCAAAACAGCACCCCGCUUUCCCAAGCUGUCCCGCAGCCACCCCAGGGAGACACGCAACGUGGAGCCCCAAAGCGGCGACCUCUGA
Molecule: messenger RNA, 2421 nt
Organism: Elephantulus edwardii (Cape elephant shrew)
Lineage: Eukaryota; Metazoa; Chordata; Mammalia; Macroscelidea; Macroscelididae
Gene: SNX29
Product: sorting nexin 29
Exons: 20
Coding region: 13-2421 (802 amino acids)
Molecular function (GO): phosphatidylinositol binding
Source: RefSeq, a predicted model, not a curated record